Molecule: messenger RNA, 546 nt
Organism: Penicillium manginii
Lineage: Eukaryota; Fungi; Ascomycota; Eurotiomycetes; Eurotiales; Aspergillaceae
Product: SUR7/PalI family protein
Exons: 3
Coding region: 1-546 (181 amino acids)
Biological process (GO): fungal-type cell wall organization
Cellular component (GO): plasma membrane; cell cortex of cell tip
Source: RefSeq, a predicted model, not a curated record
AUGUACCCUCGACUGCCCCUGAAAUCCCAUAUUCCACAACACUAUUCAGUGGGUCUUUGGAGCUAUUGCACAUCUGGACAUAACUCUGAGUCCACCUGUUCGGACCCUAGCUUGACAUUUGCUUUUAAUCUGUCUUCCACACUUAGUUCCACUGUAGCAAAAAUGGAAAAGGUACUCCAGCCGGUAGGCGAGUCGACAAUAUCGGGUUAUCGCCAGAUCUCUCACGCCAUUAUCUAUCUAUACAUAUCUAGCCUCGUUGGAAAUACGCUAGUAGCCGCCCUUGGCAUUCAAAAGACUUUCUUUGACAGAGGGGACAGGCUUUUGUCCAUCCUCAGCCCACUGUCUGCGCUUUUUAUCACGACCGCGACGGUUGGGGUGACAGUGAUGUACGGACUAUUUGUCACCGAAGUAAAAGCUAAAUUAAGUGAUAUAGGUGUCAAGGCAAUCCUUGGCUCACGACUUUUUGGGGCCGCAUGGCUGGCAGUUUUCCUAUCUAUCGGAUCAUCGAUCAUUUGGUUGAUACAGCUCUUUUGUUGCUGUAUUUGA